AUGGUGUUACCCACAAAAAAGUUUCUGGAAAAAGGUAAAACCCUCAACAGCAAGAUGUACAGCGAAAUGCUAGUCUGUGCUGAUGCUGAUAUCAAGGAAAAAUUUCAAACUAAGUUCCAGCACAAAAAUGCAAUCUUCCAUCAAGAUAAUGCAAGACCACAUGUGUCUUCAUUCACUGGCUUGACUCUGUACGGACUCCAAUGGGAUCUUUUGCCAUAUAGCCCUGACAUUGCUCCUUCAAAUUUGUACCUUUCUUCACACCUGCAGCUACAUCUUGCUGGUGUUAUCUUCCAUUCAGCACAGGAUGUCCGAAAUGAGAUUGAUCUGUUUUUGGGACUCACGGCCACCAAGUUUUUGGCCGAAGGCUUUGGAAAACUACCAAAACUUUAG
Stegodyphus dumicola is the source of this 390-nucleotide messenger RNA. RefSeq names its product histone-lysine N-methyltransferase SETMAR-like. NCBI's taxonomy places the organism in Eukaryota, Metazoa, Arthropoda, Arachnida, Araneae, Eresidae. The record is from RefSeq and is a predicted model, not a curated record.